Coccidioides immitis RS is the source of this 432-nucleotide messenger RNA. RefSeq lists its product as uncharacterized. The transcript has 2 exons. The record is from RefSeq and is a predicted model, not a curated record. NCBI's taxonomy places the organism in Eukaryota, Fungi, Ascomycota, Eurotiomycetes, Onygenales, Onygenaceae. The coding region runs from base 1 to 432 and encodes 143 amino acids.
AUGGCAGUCUUCUGGACAUGUGGAAAGGGAGGGAAACUGCAAAGCUGGACUAGCACUCAUUCAGGACUGGUUAACUACCUUCAGCAGUACCAGCCAGAACUCACCAUCAUUAAGCUGGACAUGAUUAAUGAGCUGCCCCUGGCAGGUUGGGAGGCUGGUGGUCAAUCUUUGCCUCUGGAUGUGGCUCUUCCCUCAGUCCCCAGUAAUGUUGAUGUCUGGCUUGCCAUUGAACAAGGUCAACAUUCUGUUCCCACAGUAAUGUCCUCUAAUUCAGCAGUCUUUUUGCUGGCUGUUGGUGUGCAUUUCAAAAGUCUGGUGAGAAAGCAGGAAAAACAUGCACAGCAUCAGAAGUGUAUACAGCAGUGGUUGAAAGUUGCACAGAUAGAGAUCUUCUAUUACAAUCAGUACAGAACUGCCAUGAAGGCAUAUUAG